This is a messenger RNA of Myotis davidii, 1895 nucleotides long. RefSeq names its product paraneoplastic Ma antigen 1 (gene PNMA1). The record is from RefSeq and is a predicted model, not a curated record. NCBI's taxonomy places the organism in Eukaryota, Metazoa, Chordata, Mammalia, Chiroptera, Vespertilionidae. The transcript has a single exon. Bases 80 to 1141 code for a protein of 353 amino acids.
CUGCCGUGGUCCUCGGCCCGGGGGCGCGGGGAGCCGGUCUGACCCGUGUCUGUGGAGUGGGGCCCUAGAGAGUGGGAAGAUGGCGAUGACGCUGUUGGAAGACUGGUGCCGGGGGAUGGACGUGAACUCCCAGAGGGCCCUGCUGGUCUGGGGGAUCCCGGUGAACUGCGACGAGGCCGAGAUCGAAGAGACCCUGCAGGCGGCGAUGCCCCAGGUGCCCUACCGCGUGCUGGGGAGGAUGUUCUGGCGGGAAGAGAACGCGAAGGCGGCCUUGCUGGAGCUCACGGGCGCCGUGGACUACGCGGCCAUCCCCCGGGAGAUGCCGGGGAAAGGCGGGGUCUGGAAGGUGGUCUUCAAGCCCCCGACUUCCGAUGCGGAGUUCUUAGAGAGGCUGCACCUCUUCCUGGCGAGGGAGGGGUGGACCGUGCAAGACGUUGCCCGUGUCCUGGGGUUUCAGACCCCCGCUCCGGCCCCGGGCCCCGACAUGCCAGCGGAGAUGCUCAACUAUAUCCUGGAUAACGUGAUCCAGCCUCUGGUGGAGUCCAUUUGGUACAAGAAGCUGACGGUGUUCUCGGGGCGGGACGUCCCGGGGCCCGGGGAGGAGACCUUCGAUUCCUGGCUGGAGCACACGAAUGAGGUGAUAGGGGAGUGGCAGGUGUCCGAUGUAGAGAAGAGGCGGCGGCUGAUGGAGAGCCUCCGAGGCCCCGCCGCGGAUGUCAUCCGCAUCCUCAAAACCAACAACCCUGCCAUCACCACCGCCGAGUGCCUCAAGGCGCUGGAGCAGGUGUUCGGGAGCGUGGAGAGUUCUAGGGAUGCGCAGGUCAGGUUUCUGAACACCUACCAGAACCCGGGGGAAAAGUUAUCGGCUUAUGUCAUUCGUCUGGAGCCGCUGCUGCAGAAGGUGGUGGAGAAGGGGGCCAUAGAUAAAGAUAACGUGAACCAGGCGCGCCUGGAGCAGGUCAUUGCCGGAGCCAACCACAGCGGGGCCAUUCGGAGGCAGCUGUGGCUGACCGGGGCUGCGGAGGGGCCGGCGCCUAACCUCUUCCAGUUGCUGGUGCAGAUCCGCGAGGAGGAGGCCAAGGAGGAGGAGGAGGAGGCGGAGGCUGCCCUCCUGCAGUUAGGCCUGGAGGGGCACUUCUGAGACGAGGGAAGUGGGCGUGUGAGCGCAGACCUAGGUAACAGCUGCUUUGUGCUGUCUUACAGGUGUGUCUCUUAGUCAAGUCCUGUUUCUGGGGGGAAGUCAAGGCCUGCCUAUGCAUGUAACAUUAGUGAAGUUGUGGGAGGGAGCACCCUGAGCUGCUGUGUCAUGCUAGCAUGCUGAAAUGCCAGGUAACGGCUUGGACACAGGCGCUCAGUGCAAGCUGUCAUCUUGACAUCAUCAGUUGUGAAAAAUGUGAAACUUGUGAGACUUCUCAUCGAGAUAUUUAAAUGUGAAAUUGCAUGUUCAGAUGUUUAGUUCAGAGCCUGGCUAACACAAGAAGUGUUCAGUAAAAAUAGGAGCUGUUAUUAAUAACGUGAAUAGUUUUUCUGUUUGAUGCAAAUUGUUCCUGAUUUAUAUUGAUAAGAAGAAAUGUGAAGUAGAUAUUCUUAGUGGUUCAACUUUACAGUGCUGUUCCUUAUUUUUCAUCUGUAAACAUCAGGAUCAGUUUAAUUGGAAAGUAUCCUGAGACUGCAAAAUAGGGUAUUAGAAAAGUACAAUUACAGAACUGUGUAAACUAAACUUUUCACUGUACAAGAUAUAAAUCGCAUGGAAGGUUAAUGUGAACCAGUUACAGUAUCCAUUCCCCCAUUUCAAAUCCUUGUUGAUUUGUAUUUCUCUUUGUGCCGGUUCUAAGAGUUCUAAGUUUGUAGUUAUCAAAUACAUGUACACAAAUAAAAUAUAUUUAAAAAUUCUA